UUAUUAAUGGGUCCACAAAGAGGGGCUGACUCCGCCACCAUCGCCCCAGGUUUAUUUUGAGAGGCUCGGUGGGUGGGGCUCCGACCUCGACCAAUCAGAAUCGCCUCUGCACAGGAACUUCCUGCUCGAGACAGAAAGGAGCCUACGAGCUGUUUUUUUGUCAGCUGGUCGCUGCGACUUUACGUCAACUAUCUCACAAGACAACAACAAGUUCACUCGGACCGUUAAUUACCGACGGCAGGCUUAAAAAUCAUGACCGCACCGAGGAACUUGGACUGGAAGGCGCCAAGUUGACAAACUUUAACCAACAAACCCCUCAGCCGUGUUUUUCCGUCGCAGCUGGCAAGCUUCAUGAAAGGGGAGUUUUAUUGUCUUAGCUCGUUGGCUAACGUUAGCUAUUUGUGUGGUGUGGCACCGACAUGACGACUGCAAAGAUGUCUUUAAGGCAGAAAUACCGUCGUCCGCAGGCGAGCAUAAAGCAGGAGCAGGAGGACGACUCGGACGCGGAGGAGACCCAGCUGGGUCUGAGGAGAUCGGACGGGAUGGAGUCUCAGAUCAUCCACAGUGGACACUUCAUGGUGUCCUCGCCCCACAUCGAGCACCCACCGAAGAAAGGCUACGACUUCGACACUGUCAACAAGCAGACCUGUCAGACGUAUCACUUUGGCAAGGCGAGCAUGUCGCACCUCUCCAUAGACGCUUCACUGACCAAACUGUUUGAGUGCAUGACUCUCGCCUACAGUGGUAAGUUGGUAUCCCCCAAAUGGAAGAACUUCAAAGGUCUAAAGCUGCUCUGGAGAGACAAGAUCCGCCUCAACAACGCCAUUUGGAGAGCCUGGUAUAUGCAGUAUGUGGAGAGAAGGGAUAAUCCUGUUUGUCAUUUUGUGACACCCCUGGAUGGAAGUAUGGACUUGGACAUUCAUCGUCCUGCUGAUGGUGCUGCCACAGAGGGGAAAUGCUGGAAAAGAAGAAUUGAAAUUGUCAUUAGAGAAUACCACAAGUGGAGAACAUAUUUUAAGAAAAGGUUACAGAAGCACAAAGAUGAGGACCUGUCAAGCUUGCUAAAGGGCCCAGAGGAGCAGUUCUCGCUGUUUGGGGAAGUCUCUCCAGACAUGCUCCGUGUCUCCUUUUAUCAGGAUGAAGAGACUGCAGCACGCCGUGUGCCUCGUAAGCAUAAUGAAGCACCUGCACCCAUGGAGAUGGACCCCCUCUUUGACAUGGACGUCCUGAUGUCGGAGUUUUCAGACACGUUGUUCUCUACGCUGGCCUCGCACCAGCCCAUAGCCUGGCCCAAUCCGAGGGAGAUUGCUCACGCAGGCAAUGCAGACAUGAUCCAACCUGGACUCAUCCCCUUACAACCCAACCUGGACUUCAUGGACUCCUUUGAUCCACUACAAGACUUAUUUCACAGCCUCCGUCAGUCCACCUUCCCCUCUGUUUCCCCCACUGCAUCAUCUGUCACCCCUCUACCCAGCAGCAGCUCUCAGUCACAGGCCCAGUUAAUGUCUUCCAUGCAGCUCACAACCAACCACAUCCCCCCUCCUGGCUCCCUGCCCAUCCCCUCUCCCAUGGCCAAUCAGACCAGUGGAACUGGUGGUGUUGGUGGUGGUGGUGGUGGUGGUGGUGGCGCUGGCGAUUCUGCCUAUGUACAGAACUACCUGCCUCUGUUUCCUGGGCCGGUGACGCCCACUGAUCAAGCAGUAGGUUCCUCAGUUUCUCAGUCAUUAUCCCACGAUCCUCUGGCACAGUGCCUCUCAGGUCAGGACAUGGCCUCAGCAGCGCCCAUGGUUCCCUCACCCUUGGACAACUCCUCUGCGCUGGGUGAAACUGUAGCGCCCACUGUGAUCACACACACGGCCUCCUCUACCGUCACCCCCAACGACUCAGCCACCACCUACAGCCAUAGCUCCGAGUAUAGCUCCAUAUCCACUCAACCUCCGCCUCCUUCAUCUCAACUCCAACCCUUGGCUUCGUUGCCUGCCACUUCUGUGCAGCACCCUCAGACUUUUGCCCUGCCUCGCCCCUUUCAGUCCUCCAGUGCCAACAAAAACCGCCCCGUGCAAAGGAUUGCUCUUGCUAACACCCCCUCCUCUUCCCACCUCAUCCUCACAGCCCCUUUCCCAGGUCAUACUAAUGCUGUGAUUGUUACACCAACACCUUUGAAAGCGGAUGUGGUCUCUAAUGCUGGAGUGGUCAUCGCUCCUUCUCAUCUGGGAGGGGCCUCUGGGUUUCAUGUUGUGUCUAAUACACACAAGUCUCACCAGCCAAUUGCCCCCAAAGAAAAGUCUUAUUCUUCCUGCCGCAAAAAUCAGAAAGUCUCUUCUAGUGUCGUUCACAGUCAGCCAGGAUCAGGUCAAGGCUCACCAUGUGGCUUAGAUCAAGUCCCAAGUCCUCAGUCACUGAUUAGUAGCAGCAGUGCACUUUUGGUCAAGAACGAACAAAAUCAGUGCCGGAGGACAGUACACAUAUCUGCUGAGCAAAAGAGGAGAUCAAACAUAAAGAAUGGCUUUAAAACACUCUGUGACCUUGUUCCCACUCUAAAGUCACAAUUAAAUACCAGUAACGCGGUCACGUUGCAGAAGACAGUGGAGCACAUUGGGAAACUCCAGCAGGAGAGGCAGCAGAUGCAAGAAGAGGUCAGGAGGCUACGAGAGGAGAUAGAGGAGCUCAAUGCCUCCAUUAACACGUGUCAGGAGCAGCUGCCCGUCACAGGGGUUCCCAUCAGGCGACAUCGCUUCGACCACAUGCAGGAGUUCAACGAAUACGUGAAGAACCGCACUCUUCAGAACUGGAAGUUCUGGAUUUUCAGCAUCAUCAUCAAGCCUCUCUUUGAGUCAUUCAAUGGGAUGGUGUCAACUACAAGCAAAACGGAGUUGUACCAGACCACUUUGCAGUGGCUCGAUCGUUACUGCUCCCUGCCAGUGCUCAGACCCAUGGUGCUGGGGACCCUUCGCCAGCUGAGCACGACCACGUCCAUUCUUAGCGAUCCAUCCCUGCUGCCUGAAGAAGCCAUCAAUGCCGUCACACAUGCAGAUGUGUAGCCUUGAUUUCACAGACCCCAAAAAGCCACCUGGACUCAACAACAAUCAUCCAAAACUAGUUAACCGUGCAGCCGUUCAGCACAGUCUUCCACGGAAUCACAACUUUCUUGGAAAGUACAUGAAAUGAUGGACGACGGUCAUGUGUUUGUUGUACACUGAUUCAUGGGGAUGGUGCACAGAUGGAGCCCAAACCUUUGAAAUUACGUUUACAACAAAUGUGCAAAAAAAAAAAAAAAAAGGCUUUUAUUGUAUUAUAUUUAAAUGACAUGAACUACUACUGCCUUCGCCCGUUUUAGGUGAAGAUCUUCUAAACACUUUUAUUGGAAGGUGGUACGUGUGGUUUGCUUUCUGAAUAACAAUAUUUAAACUGAAAUGACUUUUAUAGUGCGAAAACACAGUGUUGUGUUAAAAAGGGAAAUAUUGAGCGAUUGUUCAUUUAUGUUUUCUCUCUCAGAUGUAUAAAGUGGAUGGAAAUGAUGCUUUUUUUUUCACAAGGCGAUGAGAUGAACAUGGGACUUUUGUCGGAUUAGCUGGCUGUAUAGUUUUUUGUGUGUUUUAUUUUUUUUUCUGGAGGCUCUAAAAAAAAAAAAAA
This is a messenger RNA of Acanthopagrus latus (yellowfin seabream), 3633 nucleotides long. Its product is annotated as MLX interacting protein. Gene Ontology annotation, cellular component: nucleus. Gene Ontology annotation, molecular function: RNA polymerase II cis-regulatory region sequence-specific DNA binding; protein dimerization activity; DNA-binding transcription factor activity, RNA polymerase II-specific. The coding region runs from base 420 to 3041 and encodes 873 amino acids. The transcript is spliced from 17 exons. Gene Ontology annotation, biological process: regulation of transcription by RNA polymerase II. The record is from RefSeq and is a predicted model, not a curated record. NCBI's taxonomy places the organism in Eukaryota, Metazoa, Chordata, Actinopteri, Spariformes, Sparidae.